GUCAUUCGUAAGUAAUACACAUAUCUCUGUGUUAAAACGUCACGCUUAUGAGAAAGAUAUUUGUUGUCUUUGUAGUUUUGACAUAUGAAUUGAGUGUUCUUUGUUGUUUCUUUAGUUACAUGUUUUGUCAUAGUGACAUUCGGUAAUGUGUAUAUGAAUGGAUUUCGAGGAGAAAUAUCUGGACCACCAAGAAAAUGAUGAAAUGGAAAUGAAUCGGUGUGAACGUAAAGAAGGUGGUAAGCGUGGCCGGAAGCCUGGUAGGAAAUCAAGUGACAAAAUUGAUGUGAAAGCAAAAUUAGAGCGAAGCAGACAAAGUGCAAGAGAAUGUAGAGCAAGGAAAAAAUUAAGAUACCAGUACUUAGAAGAACUUGUGGCUGACCGUGAAAAGGCUGUUCUAGCACUGCGGAAGGAACUUGAAAAGUAUAGAUUGUGGGGAAAGGAACUAGAUGAAGGCCGUAUGCCAGAGGGCAUGCAGGUACUUCUGGAGGAAAUUGGAGCUGUGAAACAAGAAAAGUGUUGAACUUCAGUAUGGACACAAUUUUGAGUAUUGUAUCUUUUUUGUACAUAUAAAUGCAUGAUGGAGAAUUUUUAUGUUAGAAACUAUAUAGAUGUGAUCUUCAGUUUUUGAAUGUUGUUAUAUUCUGUACAUAUUGUUGUGUAAAUCUGUCCACUGUAGUCAAAAGAAUGUUGAUGUGUAAAGAUAUAUGUAACAUGAUGGAGCAUAUUAUCUACAGAAAAAUAACCAACUAUUCUGCUUGAUUCUUUUUUGGAAGAUAAAAAGAUGGCCAAGAAAGUGUCUUGGGUAUUAGUAUUUUUUGUAAACUUUUUUGAUGUAUUAACCAGGGUACAAAGCUGUUGUUGCCUUACAUUGUCACAUGUUCUCCUACAGCAAAAAAAACUCUCUCUCUCUCUCUCUCUCUCUCUCUCUCUCUCUCUCUCUCUCUCUCUCUCUCUCUCUCUCUCUCUCUCUGUCUGUGUGUGUGUGUGUGUGUGUGUGUGUGUGUGUGUGUGUGUGUGUGUGACACCAAGGAUCAUUGUUAUUUAGAAUUUUAAAAAUUGAUUAAACACUUCUAAAAUAUUGUACUAUUGUACAUCAGAUAAGAAACCAAAAAUGUCUCCUUAUCUGUACAUUCUAGUAUUAAAAUUAUGCAAGUUUGGUUUUGCUUGGAGAAAAUAAAUGUGCCUCAUCUUACUGUGCAGGUAGUCAAAGUAACUGUAAAAAUAUGUCUUUAAAAUACGUUCCUUUUGAUUGGAAUACACUGAACUGGCUUUGGAAAAUUAA
Messenger RNA from Schistocerca gregaria, 1282 nucleotides. It is a transcript of the gene REPTOR-BP, whose product is annotated as REPTOR-binding partner. The record is from RefSeq and is a predicted model, not a curated record. Lineage: Eukaryota; Metazoa; Arthropoda; Insecta; Orthoptera; Acrididae. Gene Ontology annotation, biological process: regulation of DNA-templated transcription. Gene Ontology annotation, molecular function: DNA-binding transcription factor activity. The coding region runs from base 158 to 520 and encodes 120 amino acids. Gene Ontology annotation, cellular component: nucleus. The transcript has 4 exons.